Molecule: messenger RNA, 3327 nt
Organism: Hevea brasiliensis (rubber tree)
Lineage: Eukaryota; Viridiplantae; Streptophyta; Magnoliopsida; Malpighiales; Euphorbiaceae
Product: DNA (cytosine-5)-methyltransferase CMT2
Exons: 22
Coding region: 252-3065 (937 amino acids)
Cellular component (GO): nucleus
Molecular function (GO): methyltransferase activity; chromatin binding
Source: RefSeq, a predicted model, not a curated record
AAAAAAUAAAAAAAAGUCUUUUAACUCUCUCUUUGUUGAAAUUUAAACGCAACCAGUCCAUCUACAAGAUUCGUAACCCCUAUUUUCGCUUGAGGAGAUCCCAAAAUUCAGUCGCAGUCCUCGAGCCCACAAUGUGGGCUCAAUAAAUCUGAAAUCUAACAGGAGAUCUCCGAGAUUCUCUUGCCGUUCAUCCAAGAACUCCUCCAUACGCUUAGGUGAUUAAGAGUCAAUGUAAAAGUCAAAGCUUGACAAUGGAGGAGAAGGUGUUGCGGAGAUCUCCUAGACUGUCCUCAUCUGUAGUUGGAACUGAAAGCAGCUGUUCAAAAUCAAAACCCACAUUGCAAAAUCAUUCUUCCCAAUUAAGGGCAUCGGUAGAAUUGGGAGCCAAGCCCUUACUUUCAUGGCAUGGUGAUGAUUGCUGUGGAUUGUCUGAUUCGUUGGAUGAACAACCCUUUAAGAGGGUUAAGACCUUUUCAGAGAAUUCUGAUUUGGAAAUGUUGGAGGAUGACUUGUUGUCUCCCAGAAUCACCAACUCUGAUUUUGGGGUUGAAAAGGGCAAAACAAAGAGUAGUUUGAUUGAGUUGCCUAAAUCAGAUGGGAAGCACCCUCCAGAGAACAAGUUAGGUAAACUGCGCUCUCUAGAGAAGAUUAAGCACUUGUGUUCAGAGAAGAAACAAAACAUCAUCUGUUCCCUAAUUGGAGAUCCUGUCCCAAAUGACGAAGUACAAGAAAGAUGGCGUUGGCGGUAUGAAAUGAAGAGUCAAAGAUCUAAUUCUCGAAGGCUCAUAUUAGAUGAUGAUGAUGAAGAUAAGAUUGUUUGGAAUGUGGAGUGCCAUUACACUCAAGCUAAAAUUGGUGGGUCCAUCUUUGAUCUUGGAGAUUGUGCAUAUAUAAAGGGUGAAGGAGAGCAAAAGCACGUUGGCAAGAUUGUAGAGUUUUUCAAAACAACAGAUGGAGAAGAUUAUUUUAGGGUUCAAUGGUUUUACAGAGCUGAAGAUACAGUUAUAAAAGAUGAGGCUGCUUUUCACGACAAGAAGCGUUUAUUUUAUUCAUCAGUAAUGAAUGAUAAUCCAAUAGACUGCAUUAUUUCAAAAGUCAGUGUUGUACAGAUACCACCUAUGAUAGGUUCAAAGUCUCGUUCCACUCCUCCAUCUGGCUUCUAUUUUGACAUGGAAUACAAUGUGGACUAUUCCUCUUUUCAGACGUUGCAGAUUGAUGAGUCGUUCAACAUACAUAAUUCAUUGACACGCAAUGCAGCUGAGCCUUUUUCCAAAACAUCUAGUAAUACUUCAUUGGAAAAUAUGGCCAAUUGUGAAAGUUACAAAGCAGAAUUGGCCCUAUUAGAUCUUUUUUCUGGUUGUGGGGGAAUGUCAACAGGGUUAUGCCUGGGUGCCAAACUUGCCUGUAUUGAUCUUGUAACGAGAUGGGCCCUCGAUAGUGAUAAGUCCGCAUGUGAAAGCUUGAAGCUAAAUCAUCCGGAAACACAUGUUAGAAAUGAAGCCGCUGAGGAUUUUCUUGAACUGUUGAAGGAAUGGGAAAAGCUAUGCAAAAAAUAUGUAGUCAAGGACGUAGAAGGUAUCUAUCGAUUAAGAUCAAUGACUUCGACAAUAGCCAAUGAAAAUGAAAAUAAAAGUUCUCCAAAGGAUGAUGAUAUCCCCCCCGGUGAAUAUGAAGUUUCAAGACUUGUUGAUAUUUGUUAUGGCGAUCCUAAUGAGACAGGAAAACGUGGAUUGAAAUUUAAGGUUCAUUGGAAGGGUUAUGGUACAAGUGAAGAUACAUGGGAACCAAUUGAAGGCUUAAGCCACUGCCAAGAAUGCAUAAGGAAUUUUGUAAGGCAUGGCUUCAAGUCCAAGAUCUUGCCAUUUCCCGGUGAUGUUGAUGUAAUUUGUGGUGGACCUCCAUGCCAAGGGAUUAGUGGCUAUAAUCGCUACAGAAAUGUCAAUUCUCCACUUGCUGAUGAAAGAAAUCGUCAGAUUGUUGUCUUCAUGGACAUAGUGCAGUUCUUGAAGCCUAAAUUUGUAUUGAUGGAAAAUGUUGUCGACAUUCUUAGAUUUGAUAAAGCUUCUUUUGCAAGAUACGCUUUAAGUCGUUUGGUACAUAUGAAAUACCAAGCAAGGCUUGGAACCAUUGCAGCUGGCUGUUAUGGUCUUCCACAAUUCCGGUUGCGUGUUUUCUUAUGGGGAGCUCAUGCUAGUGAGCAGAAACUACCCCAAUUUCCACUUCCUACUCAUGAUGUUAUUGUCAGAUAUUGGCCGCCACCUGAGUUUGAGCGGAAUACUGUUGCCUAUAAUGAAGACCAACCUCAUGAACUAGAAAAGGCCUCAGUUCUUCAAGAUGCCAUUUCCGAUCUUCCAUAUGUAGUCACAAGCCAUGAGACCCGUGAGGAAAUAACUUAUGAAAAGCCUCCAGAAACCGAGUUUCAAAGGUUUAUAAGGUCAACAAAAUAUGAGAUGACUGGUUUGUCACGGGAAGGCACUAAAAAAAUAAAGAAUUUACUAUAUGACCAUCGUCCAUACACAUUGAAUGAAGAUGACUAUGCUCGAGUUUGCCAAAUUCCUAAAAGAAAGGGAGCGAAUUUCAGGGACCUCCCUGGCAUAGUUGUAGGAGGAGAUAAUGUUGUCCGGCGGGAUCCAACAAAGGAGCAAGUGCUGUUGCCAUCUGGAAAGCCACUGGUACCAGAUUUUGCCUUCACUUUUGUACAAGGAAAGUCAAAAAGGCCUUAUGCAAGAUUAUGGUGGGACGAGACAGUGUCAACUGUGGUGACAUACCCAGAUCUUCACAGCCAGGCAGUGAUACAUCCAGAGCAGGAUAGGGUCCUCACUAUAAGAGAAUGUGCAAGGCUGCAAGGUUUUCCUGAUUACUAUAGAUUCUCUGGAACAGUUAAAGAAAGGUACCGUCAAAUUGGGAAUGCUGUUGCUGUUCCUGUAGGUCGAGCCUUAGGAUAUGCAUUGGGGAUGGCAUUUCAGAAACUCAGUGGGGAUGAACCACUGAUGGAACUCCCUCCUAAGUUCUCUCAUUCAACUAAUCUCCAAUUAACUAAAUCACUGUUCCAUAAGACUAACUAGAAUUUUCUUCAUGCAGCCUACCAUUUAUCUUAUCUUUUUCAACUUAACCAUGUCACUGCUUGAUUUCUUAAAUUUGUAUACUGGUCUGUUGUCAUUGAGGCAGCUCCUUAGUUUCAUUUGUUGAAGCUCUUUGAGCAAAAUUUAGAAUAAAUACACUAUGAUAGUUGAUUAUGAUGGGAUUCAUAUAGAAUCUAUCAUGAUUAAUUAUCAUAAUAAAACUGUUGUUUAUACAACGGUGUAUUUUUAAAAUUUUUUCUUACCA